Molecule: messenger RNA, 1286 nt
Organism: Pygocentrus nattereri (red-bellied piranha)
Lineage: Eukaryota; Metazoa; Chordata; Actinopteri; Characiformes; Serrasalmidae
Gene: vma21
Product: vacuolar ATPase assembly factor VMA21
Exons: 4
Coding region: 25-459 (144 amino acids)
Biological process (GO): vacuolar proton-transporting V-type ATPase complex assembly
Cellular component (GO): endoplasmic reticulum membrane
Source: RefSeq, a predicted model, not a curated record
CAGUGUCACGUGACCGCAACCCGGAUGCAAACCGCGCCGCCUGUCCGUGUGUCGCAGGCUGAUGUUUUGAGUUGGUUUACGUCGUUUUUUGGUUUUCCUGCGAACAAUAACAUGCAAAACUACGACAACACGGACUUCAGCCCCAAAGCUGGGACGGCAGGGGACGGCAGAGGUGAUCAGGACCCCCAUGGACCCUCACAGAGCAGGAACGAUGGAUCGCUGUUAUCUGUCCUGAAGACGCUGCUGUUCUUCACCAUCCUGAUGAUCACUCUUCCUAUUGGACUCUACUUUACAUCGAAGGCAUAUCUGUUUGAAGCGUCUCUGGGCUACUCCAGCAACGACAGCUACUUCUACGCUGCCAUCGUGGCGGUGAUCGCAGUUCACGUGGUCCUGGCGCUGUUCGUCUACGCCGCCUGGAACGAGGGGUCGCGGCAGUCGAGAGAAGGGAAACAGGACUGAGGAGAGGAGGAGCGCAGGAGUGAGAGGAGGAGCGGAGGAAGGAGAGACGGAGUUUUAAUGCCAGGAAGGGAAAAUGAGAGAGAUGAAGGACCAGACAGAUCUGCUGCGGAAGGAACAGGAAGGUUCUAAUGCAGUGAGGAACCAUAGAACGUCUGUAUGUGUUUACCUAAACUGUCGGUCAGAGGAAGGAAGCCAAACCCUCGACUUUCUCCGGUGGUUCAGGAAAGGUCAGAGGUCACCACAUGGCCAGGGGGAAAGGCCUGUGUUUGGUUGUGUGACCUCCAAACUCAGUUACAACAACAAGCUGGACAGUACUGGACAGUGCUAGAGUAACCUUUUGCUGGAGAAGCAUUGAUACGGGAAUUGUAGCGUCCGAUCACCCCCCCCACAUACACACUUGUGUGCAAAAGUUUUGGCGCCCCCAUCAAAUUCCUGUUCCCUGUUGUUUUUGUUGGUGAACACGUUCUAUAAACGUAACUUCUGCACAUAUUAAUGCUGUUUACUUGCUGAGUUUGACAUGCUGGGAGCAAAAUAAACCAUAAAAUGAGGCCUGUGCAGAAAUUCUGAUAUGGUAUGGUUUAUUUUUUCUCUGUGUUAAACUAAAAUAAAUCUAAAUUGUGCAGAAAAAUGCUCGUGUUGACGUAUCAUGUAGAAAAUCAACAAAACAUGCAGCUGUAUUUCUGCGGAUGUAUGAAAAUCGAGCAACUGGAACUGCACAUACUUAGAUUAGCAUAGUAGAGAAAAUAAUAUUUCUGUCCGUGGAGUUACAAAUGUAGCAAAAUGGUUAAAAUGCAGAUAUUUCAGCGCAAUAAAUACAUCAAACAUCA